This is a messenger RNA of Aphanomyces astaci, 1270 nucleotides long. RefSeq lists its product as hypothetical. NCBI's taxonomy places the organism in Eukaryota, Oomycota, Saprolegniomycetes, Saprolegniales, Verrucalvaceae. The coding region runs from base 35 to 937 and encodes 300 amino acids. Gene Ontology annotation, molecular function: protein binding. The transcript is spliced from 3 exons. The record is from RefSeq and is a predicted model, not a curated record.
CCGAAAUUACAUUGUCCACAACGUUUUGAAGAAUAUGAAGUCGAUGGCGUUCUCCGCAGGAUCCUGCCGCCGCGUGGUUGCGAUGGCAGUGCCUACUUCUGCUUCCCGAUCUUUCUCCAAGUUGGUGCGACCGGUGAACUCGGCCGUGCUCCAGCAACUGGAGAUGUUCCCAGAGUUCAAGGAGUGUGAAGACGCCUGCCACAAGCAUCAGUAUGCUCGCGCUGUGCCACCGUUAACGCGAAUGCUGCAAGUAUGCGACUCCAUUUCGCCUGCAUUGGCGAUCGAAGCGGCUUGGGAGUUGGGCAAGGUCCAUGCUCGUCUUGGCCAUGUCGACGAGGCGGUCCGCCAUUUCAAGCGAGACUCGGUGCAUGGGACCGAGCAGUCGAUUCGGGUGCUGCUGGCCCACGGAGCUGGCGCCGCGGCACUCGCACUGGCAAGCUCGUUGCCUUCCCCGUCGAAAGAAAUAUACACUGCCGUGGCGCAGUACGUGUCGGAUGGGUCGGUGACAUUGCCAGCCACCGCCGCAGACACGAUCAUUGGCUCCUCUGGUGUAGCUGACGCCGUGUACAAAGCCAACUAUGCCGCGCUCGCUGCAGCCAGCGACUUGGUUAUCAAAGCGGACACGGCUGGCCUACCUGAGAGUAGUCAAACCAAGAACCUUGACCAAGCUGUGACACUGUGGAACGAACUCGUGGAUGCCUUUUCAACGCAAGACGAGGACGCUAAUACGACGACACCAGCAGAUUUGUCAUUUCAAGCCACUGUCUUGGCCAACUUGGGCGAAGUCUACCUCGCCCAAGGUCGCAACGAGGACGCAAUGAACAUCCUUGGCCUGGCUCUGAAACGCAACGAAGCUGUGCCGUCGGAACCUCUCGAGUUGGCGCGGACGUUGGGGCUCCUUGCUGUAAGCGCAGCGUGCCACGUAAUAAGGUCGUGAGUGACGAUCUUGGUGGUGGUGUAGGUGGGGUACCAUCGACUCGGUCAAGCCGUGUCGAGCGAAGGGUUGUUCACGAGCAGUCUGGACAAAUACGAAGCCGCUGCCCCACUGAACCGUGCCCAUUGUGUCGCCUAUGCCAAGACCUUGGUCGGGUAUGGGCACUUGUUGCAGCAGUGGGAAAAGCGCGAAGCGGAUGGCGCGGCUAAAUUGGCCAAAGGAACGGAGCUACUUGGACACGACUACUGGCUGCCCCUUGUGUACUUGGGCCUCUAACAAGAUGAACCACGAUUGUUACUUUGUAGUACGAGUAAGGGAUUGACGGGUAGAGUGUAC